AUGUCUGUCGUCGCAGAAGUGGAUCGAAGCGGGUACCAUCACAAUCACAGCAACAAAAGCCACCAGGAUAGGAAUCAAAGCGGUAGCGAGGCAGUGGAGACAAAACCCCUACAUCCAAAUGUCCAAAUCGCCCCCUCAACAAGUGUGCAGCACUCCGUUUUUCCUUCCUUUAGUGAAAGUGAUACCGGUGCAUCGAUACCUGAAUACACCUUUUAUCAAAAUCAUCAUCAACUCCAUCAGCAUCAGCAGCAAUCGUGGUGCCUUCCAGAAGGGGGGGUUCUCUUCUAUCCACCACAGCCACUGUCGCAGCCACAGAUACAGCUGCAGGCACAUCCACAGCCACCUCCGCACGCGUUACAAACAACAUCAGAGACAAUGCCAUUCUACAGUCAACAAGGAGAACGCACGGAGCCCCCGCAAUGUAUUGAAAGUCGGAUGUCGCAGAGAGGACGGUCCAAGUCUAGUGGAAGUUCUACUGAUGCACCCUGGGAUAUUAAGGACAGUGUUCUGCCCAUGGUAAGCUCCUACGACCCCUACGACCUCUGGCCGGAUGGCAACUGUCGACGGAUUUAUUCUAUGGCAAGUGAGCGAGCCAGGAGACAUCAGAGCGGAUGGGCGAUGCGAAACACCAACAAUCAUAACCCACAAGUCCUCAAAAAGUCGUGCCUCGGUGUGCUUGUCUGCUCCCUUGGCUGCAUCUCCCCCAAUGGUUUGCCUGUUGCAUAUCGACCCGCCAUCUGCGACAAGGCGCGCAAGAAACAGUGCAGGCCGGCUGUGGGUACUAUAGGAGUCAAAAGAUCACGGAAUCUCUUCAACGCCAUUUACGAAAAAAUGGAGAUCAACCGUAGAAGGAUAGAAAAAACAACACUGUCCAAUACUGACGACAGAAAAGAUAAGAAACUUGUGGAUAUCCUUCUCAAAUUCGACCAAAUCGAAGAAGCCAGAGUGCGCAGUUGCACAACUCCCGGAUGCAAGGGUCGACUGGUGCAAAAGAACUGCAAGGGCCACGGCGGCUAUCCAGUGACACAUUUUUGGCGCUUCUGCAACGGAGCAGUCUUCUUUCAGGCCAAAGGUCGUCACGAUCACGUCAAGCCCACGACUAAGGCGCUCAGCUCGGGUGCUGCUGCUGCCGCCGCUGCUACUGGAUCGGGAAAAUCGAUGGUGGAGGAGGUGACUGCGGUGUCACAACGACGUAAAAUUCGCCUGUCCACACCAUCAAAAAUUGUGUCAGUAGGUGGCGAUCAGGACUUUAGAACAAAAAUCGCUCCGACUAUUCAAAACGAGGCAGCCAAACAUGAACCCACCCAUCUCAUCCAAGACUCCUCUUUAGAUUUUCAGCAGCACCAACACCAGCAACAUCAUCAAGCCUCAGAACUUGAAUCGCUGCUACUCCAUCAACAGAACCAGCAACUUCUCUUUCAACCCAUAGAAGAAGCUGUUCAGCCUGAAAUCUUUUUCCAAACCGAACAACGGCAACACUCUUCGCUGGAAUAUUUCAUGUCAAGCGACCAGUCCCUCCUAGAACCGUCGCUAUUCUCUCAUGCCCAGGGUUCCUUCCCAGAGAUUCCACAAUCAGAUGAUCAGUACCCCUACUCUUGGCGUCCACCUGCAGUACAGACCUCAACCGGGGUUGACUUUCUUGAUCACCUACACCUUCAACAGGAGAGUCAUCAACACAUUCAGCAGGAUCAUCAGCAGCAACCCUAUCUGGGAAUGCUGUUUGCUGGCUCCUGUGCUACUUACAAUACAGAUGGAUUUGAACAAUACACAGGAGUACCGGAAAAUAGCGGAAGUACCGACGCAUCUACGCCUGGAGGAGUGGAGGGAGAAGUAAAUCCCUAUCCAGUAGUCUUUGAUCCCUCCUCUGUGGAAUGGUCUACUAGCAUAGUACAGCACACUCAAAAUCAUUAUCAUCACCAUCAGCAGCAACAGCAGCAGGUGGUGGUUGAGGGGACAGCUCAAAUGCAACAGCAGCAACUAGAACAGCAGACAUGGUUUCUCAAUCCCCAUCUACCCUGGAAACCGGUAGUUGAGAGUUGA
Messenger RNA from Echinococcus granulosus, 2040 nucleotides. Its product is annotated as Transcription factor glial cells missing 2. The transcript has 7 exons. Gene Ontology annotation, biological process: regulation of transcription by RNA polymerase II; gliogenesis. The coding region runs from base 1 to 2040 and encodes 679 amino acids. Gene Ontology annotation, molecular function: RNA polymerase II cis-regulatory region sequence-specific DNA binding; DNA-binding transcription activator activity, RNA polymerase II-specific. The record is from RefSeq and is a predicted model, not a curated record. Gene Ontology annotation, cellular component: nucleus. NCBI's taxonomy places the organism in Eukaryota, Metazoa, Platyhelminthes, Cestoda, Cyclophyllidea, Taeniidae.